CGAAAGUCGACGAGAAAGUCGACCGGCCAGUGCCGGUUUCAAGUUUUGGGGCCGCGGAAAAGUCUAGAACCUGAGAGAGAGUCUUACUCCUGUGAAUCUCAUUGCUUAUUGGACACCUCCACCUGGGUAAACCUAGAUAUUCAAAGCUUUUCCUCGAGACUUAACUUCCUCAAUCCAGGUGGGUUAACCUCACGGAUGUCACUCCCGCAAUUAACCACCCUUCGUUUGCCCAAAGCUGUCUCCUUAUUGGGACGGCCUGUAGAACACUUCCCAGAAUUCCCUGCCGUGUAGUACGAUCAGCAACCAGAAACUACAACUCCCAGGGUUCUGCGCGCCCGCAGGGGCGGGGCUUUCCGGAGGCUGCUCCCGCGGAGGGGAGAUGGAAGAGCAGUCUGGUUCUCCGCACCGCUCGAUGUACAAAUUGGUGGGCUCGCCUCCGUGGAAAGAGACGUUCAGGCAGGGAUGCCUGGAGAGAAUGAGAAACAGCCGGGACAGGCUCCUGGACAAAUACCGACAGGCUGGAGGCAAUGUGCCAGGGAGGGCUCAGAGCACCCUUCUCGCACAAGAGUUGAUGGAAGAGGAAUGGAAUGCUUGGCACUCGAUGGAAAGCUGCCCAGAGGCCUUGGCUCAGUGGGAGGAGCCGAUGGACUUGGCUGAGCUGGAGGAAAUCCAACAGGAGCUGAUUGACCAAGAACAGUCCAUCAUCAGUGAAUACGAGAAGAGCUUGCAGUUUGAUGAGCAGUGUCUCAGCAUCAUACUGGCUGAGUGGGAAGCAAACUCCCUCAUCUGUCCUGUGUGCAUAAAGUACAACCUGAGAAUAACAAGCGGUGUGGUCAUGUGUCAGUGUGGCCUGUACAUCCCAUCUCAUUCUCCAGAAUUGACAGAGCAGAAACUUCGUGCCUGUUUAGAGGACAGCAUGAAUGAGCACAGCGCCCACUGUCCUCACACACCUCAAUUUUCAGUCACUGAAGGGACAGGAAGAAAGUCCAGUCUUCUCAUGAGCUGUCUGGCCUGCGAUGCUCGGGCUGCGAUCAUCUAAAGCCAGCCUUUACUCACAUCCUUCUGCUGGGUUGGAACCAACUCAGACCGUCUGAGGGGGCCUUGUAAAUACAAACCUUUCAUUUGUAACUUAUUUUGUAUUAAAACCUUUCAAACAUCUUG
This is a messenger RNA of Myotis brandtii (Brandt's bat), 1161 nucleotides long. RefSeq names its product RPA interacting protein (gene RPAIN). The record is from RefSeq and is a predicted model, not a curated record. The coding region runs from base 380 to 1039 and encodes 219 amino acids. Lineage: Eukaryota; Metazoa; Chordata; Mammalia; Chiroptera; Vespertilionidae. The transcript has 7 exons. Gene Ontology annotation, cellular component: nucleus; PML body. Gene Ontology annotation, biological process: protein import into nucleus.